CAGCUUGCAUGACUUGAGCUCUCACUAGCGCUGCUAGUGGACAAUCAAACCUACACACCCACCUCCAGACAGACUCGCAUUUCUCAUUUCUUACUUCUAGUCUAAAAUAGAUAGCAGGACGUAUUGUCGGAGCUCACAGAUCGCAGAGAUUUAGUUUGCAGCAUUAGCGUUAGUUUCAUAGUGAAUCUUAAAAAAAAAGAGGAGAGAGAGAGAAAAAAAAAUCAACAUGGAGUCCCCUCCAGAUCCAGCGAGCGACCCGGGCAACAGCGCCUCGGAGCCGGCUACCCCGGUCAGGGAAACCCCGGUAAACCUGGAGACGCUCCGGAAAGCGGACCAUCCAGCCCCGGUUCGAAAGCAGACCUGCUCAAGCACCAACAGAGGUAUCUCAGUAACAAAGAAGACACACACCUCUCAAAUCGAAAUAAUUCCCUGCAAGAUCUGUGGAGACAAAUCAUCAGGCAUCCAUUACGGCGUGAUAACAUGUGAAGGCUGUAAGGGCUUCUUCAGGAGGAGUCAGCAGAGCAAUGCAGCGUACUCCUGCCCCCGUCAGAAAAACUGCUUGAUCGACCGCACCAGCCGCAACCGCUGCCAGCACUGCAGGCUGCAGAAGUGCCUGGCAGUGGGAAUGUCACGAGAUGCGGUGAAGUUUGGCCGCAUGUCAAAGAAGCAGCGAGACAGCCUGUACGCUGAGGUCCAGAAGCACCGGCUGCAGCAGCAGCAGAGAGACCACCAACAGCAGCCCGGGGAGGCAGAGCCGCUCACACCUAGCUAUGGUCUCUCAGCCAACGGCCUAACGGAGCUACACGACGACCUCAGCGGCUACAUGGACGGCCACACUCCUGAUGGCAGCAAGCCCGACUCGGCGGUCAGCAGCUUCUACCUGGACAUCCAGCCGUCCCCCGAUCAGUCGGGCUUGGACAUCAACGGCAUCAAGCCGGAGCCCAUCUGCGACUUUGCCCCCGGCUCUGGCUUCUUUCCAUACUGCUCCUUCACCAACGGCGAGACCUCCCCCACCGUUUCCAUGGCUGAACUAGAGCACCUGGCCCAGAACAUCUCAAAGUCGCACAUGGAGACAUGUCAGUACCUAAGAGAGGAGCUGCAGCAGAUGACCUGGCAGGCUUUCCUUCAGGAGGAGGUGGAGAGCUACCAGAGCAAGCCCCGGGAAGUCAUGUGGCAGCUGUGUGCUAUCAAAAUAACAGAGGCCAUUCAGUAUGUGGUGGAGUUCGCCAAGCGCAUCGACGGCUUUAUGGAGCUGUGUCAGAACGAUCAGAUAGUGCUGCUGAAAGCAGGCUCUCUGGAAGUUGUGUUUGUCAGAAUGUGCCGUGCCUUUGACUCACAAAACAACACAGUCUAUUUCGAUGGAAAAUACGCCGGACCUGAUGUGUUCAAGUCAUUAGGCUGUGACGACUUGAUCAGCUCCGUCUUCGAGUUUGGGAAAAACUUGUGUUCUAUGCACCUGUCUGAGGAUGAGAUCGCCCUGUUCUCUGCCUUUGUGUUGAUGUCUGCUGAUCGAUCCUGGCUUCAGGAGAAGGUGAAAGUGGAGAAACUUCAGCAGAAGAUCCAAUUGGCCCUUCAACAUGUUCUGCAAAAGAACCACAGAGAGGAUGGUAUUCUUACAAAGUUGAUAUGCAAAGUGUCGACACUGCGAGCGCUGUGCAGUAGGCAUACAGAGAAGCUCACGGCUUUCAAAGCAAUAUACCCAGACAUUGUGCGUGCCCACUUCCCCCCCUUAUAUAAGGAGCUGUUCGGAUCAGACUUUGAGCAGUCCAUGCCUGUCGAUGGGUAACAGGCCCACCCCCCCCCCUCCUCCAGGUGCCGGUGUGCCCUCCGUUUGGGGGGGGAGGGGAGGUGUGGGCGACGUGGAGGAGGAAUCUGAGACACUUUACUGGUGCCCUGCACAAGACCGGAGCGGACAGAUGGCACGUUGUUCAACUUUUUUUUUCCUGUUUUUUUUUUUUUUUUUGCAGUGGAGGCGGGGAGGGCAUUGGGUAGCUGAUUGUCAAGGUUUACUGUGUUGAAUUUAAGUCUCAAAGGAAGACUCAACAGAACCCCAGCAGGACAUGAAGAGGAGGGAGGAACAAAUAAUUUCUGUCUGGCUGAACUUGGCCCUCUUAUGCACUUUUUUUUGAAGAAGAAAAACAACAUUUCACCGGUGUUCUUUGCUUUUCCCAUGAUUUGGGGGUGAAAAAAAAAAAGUAUAAGCAACACUUAAAAGACGACCGCAUCAGUAUUAUCUUCCAAGUUUGCACUCCUUAAACAAUUUUUAGUAUUCUCACAAUUUAACCUUUUUCAUCUUUAAAAUACACAAUCCCCCAGGCCUAAUUAAUUCACCUAAGCAACGUGCACACUUUGGUCAAGUUCAGCCAUUUUAUCUCUUUUUUUUUUUUUUUUUUUUUUUGGUUUGUUUUUGUUUUGGAAGCAGCGCUCAAAAUGAAAACUCACAGCAACUUUCUGGGAGGUUCCCUCGGCACGGUGAUGCAAUCGGCGCCUCUUUAAGGACAAUCGUUUAAAAGGAGAAAAAAAAAACUAGAAUUCUGGUAAUUCUUAUGAAAACGCAAUGAUUUUAGCUGUCAAGGACUCCAUCCACCAUUGUUGCAUAGUGAAAAUCAUGUAAGGCCAUCUGCUAUUAAUCCUUCUCUGGACAGGUGCCCCGAAGAAGCCCGGGGCACCGACGCAAUGAAAAGGCUCCAUUCCACCUGUUUUAUAAUGUACUACAGGGUAUAUGGUCAUAAGUACUUACAAUACAGAAAAAAAAUAAUUGUUUAUAGAAUCUAUUUUAAAUAACAUGUAUGAUAUUAGUAGUUAGACCAUUCUUAAUUGUUGAAUUGAUAAGGCACUUUUAUUUACACCUUUGUUUAAUUUAAGACUUGUAUAUUUACCUAGUGAUGUGUUGCAUGUGCACAAGAAGUACAAGCUGAAUCAUGGUCACAGAGAUUAUUCUGGGGAGCUAUGGAUGGUAUUGGCCCGGAAGUGUUCUGGGGGUGGGGUUCUGGUAGGACGGCCCAAUGCGGCUGCUGGACGGCGAUCAAUGAGGCGUGGAUUAGAAGGCAAUCUAAAGACACUCUUUUUUUCUUUUCCUGCAACAACUUCAAGUGUACGGCACAAUUAAUGUGAGAAUGCACCCUUCAAAUCAGGAUUCUCAGCAUCCCUUAUGGCCUCCGUUUGGAUGCUGUUAAAUUAUAAAACCUUUUUUGAAGUCGGGAUGUUUGCAGAUCACUAUAUCAUAAGCAUUUAUAAGCGUUUGAUUUAAAUUCUAGUUUGACUGACUGUGUAGAUCAUGUUUAACAGGGUACAACCAAGCACAAUAAAAUACACAUUUCUUGCCAUGUGGUCAAAGUGGAGAAAACGCACUGAGAUUGUAAUCCAACUGUUCCACCUAGUGGAAGACAGAAAUAAAACGAGGAAGCGUCGCAGAGGUGAGCUUACUACCCUAAAAGCACGCCUACGGUGUGUUGCAAAAUAAAUCCUACUGUUUGAACUUACUUUAUAAGACAUUUUAUCAUGUAAUAACCUUCUAGUGCAAUACUGGAUGCAUUUUAUUGGGGUUUUAUGUGAUGGGCCAACAUAAAUGGCAAAUAAUUUUGAAGGGGGAUGGAAAUUCUUAUUUUUUUCUUUCUUUUUUUUUUUACACCAAAGUGUGCUGUCUAUUUCUAUUUCAAAAGCAUGCCCAUGGCAUGGAUCUGCCACCACCUUGUUGGUAGGGUGUGCUCAGGGUCUCAUCUGACCAGAGGAAGCUUCUUGUCGUUGGAUAAGAAGUUUUAUCGUUUUCUUUUUGAAUCCGAAGUCAAAUUCAAUGUUUGCACCCACAAACUUAACAAUUAAACUUUAUUCUGAUUCUGAUAACGGCAGCUUUUAUCCAUGCACACCUCCAAAACUUUAUCCCUGACCUGCCUUCAUGACCCUGUUUGUUCACUAACAUUUUCUAAGAAACCAUCUGUCCUUUACAAUAGAUCAGGGGGAGUUUAUUUAGUAAUGAAGUGAUGAGGACUUGGUUGCAAUGGAUUUUUAUUUCAGGGUACUUGAGUGAAGAAAUCUGAUACAAAAGCAGGCUGCACUUUUUAUAAUUUUCUAAAAAAAAAAAAUUGAAGUCUUAUUCUUUCUGCAGUAUUAUGCGUUGCUUUUUGUUGGUCCGCCACAUAAAAUCCCAUCAAAGCACACUGAAGUUUUUUAGUUGUAACGUGACAAAAAUCUAUAAAGAAGUUCAAGGGUUAUAAAAAAUGUUUUGCAUAGCACUGUACGAACCUCGGUCAAAAGGUGUGUUUUUUCUUUUCUUCUUUUUCAAUAAGAGUGACUUUUUGCCUUCUUACCAUAGCCUCAGCCCAGCAGCGCCUUAACGGAACACCGAAAGAAAAAAAAAAAACAGCGAAGGGAAAGUGAAUUUUCAAAGCCUUGUCUGGUAGUAAAGCUUCUAUUUUUGUAACUCGUUUUGGUUUAACAAACCCACGAAAGAGGACGAGGGAGAGGAAAAAAGAUGUCAGGUAGCACUUAACUGUAUCCCUGCAAUAACGAAGACUAGCUGUUUGUACGAUUAGAAGGGGGACGUAUUAAAAAACAAAACAAAACAGUAGGACAAGUGCUAGUUUCAGAACGCUUUGUUGUUGUGCUUUUGUUUUUGUUAAGUGUGUCUUUCUUGUCAGUGUGGUGGUAAAAAGUGGUUAAAAAAAAACAAAAAAAAAACGUAGAAAAAAAAAAAAAGAACCCCUGGAUGUGCCAAACUGUAGUCGUUGCUUCCGCUUUCCAGUCUACUUGGUUAAAAUGUAGAAUGGAUUCUGAAGACAUUCCAGCAAUCUCGGUAGCAGCUUCUUGAUAUCCUUAAAGACAAAAAGAAAAGAAAAAAAAAAUAUCCCUUUAGAAAACCCAGCAAAGCGUGUUAAUACAUUCGUCACCGACUGUAAAACAGAAUCGAGUUUUGUUUCGUUAUUUCUCUGUUUGCACUCUUAUCAUUCCUCUGCCGUGCAAUUUGCACAAGACGUUAAUGCCUUGUGCUGUCACCCCUCAGGGAAGAAUUGUUUUGUUGUUGUUGUUGUUUUUAUCCUUCGCCUUUCUGUUCGAGAGGACAUUUGUUUGUAUUCAUCGUGUUUAGUUUAAUUUUGUUUGUUUGUUUGUUUGUUUCAGGGACGUUUCCAUGGGAAUCGGUUAAAAUUAGAAUUUAAAAAUGUAUCGCUGACUUUUCAUUGCCGAUGUACAGUUCAAACCAGAUGUUUAUUUACACUUUGUUAAAAAGAUACCUUUUUUUUUCUCCUUGUCUGACUUUAUGUCAGACUACACUUUUCCUGUUUUAAAUCAUUUAGGAUUAAAGGGCGAAAAAAAUCCGAGACAUCCUCUGCUCUUAAAAAAAAUUAGUUACAAUUCAAGUGUUUUUGCCAUAAUGACCAUUGUUAUAUUUGUCGGAAGAGGGAAGUCCACAAGCCUCCACACUAGCCCAACUGUGAAGUAGGGUAGUGACGGCAUCAUGCUGUGGGGUUGUGUUGCUACAGGAAGGACUAGUGCACUUCACAAAAAUAGGGUGCAUCAUUAGGAAAGAGUAGUAUGCUGAAAUAUGGAAGCAACACCCCAAGACGUCAGCCAAUCACCUUAAACCUGUGGCACAAAUGGGUCCUCCACAUGGACAGUGUCAUUAAGCAUACCACCAAAAUUAGUUACAAAGUGGCUUAAGGUAAAAUAACAAAGUGAAUAUUUUAGGGUUGCCAUCACAAAGUCCUGGUCUCACCACCAUAGAAUAUAUAUAUAUAUAACUUUUUUUAGGCAGAGCCAAAAAGCAAAUCUGCUUACAAACCUGGCUCCAUUUCUGCCAGGGGAGGACUGGACCAAAAAUCAUUGUCCAGCAAGCUAUUGUGAGAAGCUUGUAGAAGAAACAGAAAACGUUUGACCUAGUUUGUAAGGCAAGUCUACCAAACAUUAAGAUGAUAUAUUUAAAUGUCUGACUUUGGAGAGAAUUUUUUUUUAUUUAAUUCUGUUAUUGCGCUAAUAGGAAUACUUUUGGUAAUCCUAACUGAUGUAAAACAGGACAUUUCUAGUCUGAUUUCUUUUCAGACCGUGAGGAGGGGAAAAGGUUUUUUUUUUUUCUUUUUUGUUUUGUUUUAUAGAUUGUAUGUAAAUAUUUGGUUUUAACUGUGUGCAGUUUUUAGCCAAGAAAUGAAAAACAAUAAUCUCAUCACUUUUACAAACUACACUUUUUCAGCACAAAACAUUUUUCCUAUCAGACGAGAAAAAAAAAAUCUUUUUUUUUUUUUUUAUUUCAGAUGGUGUCAUCAGGGUCUUUACAAAGGAUUACCCUCUUUGUUAGAAAAACCAAAAUAUUCUUAUGCAAUACUGAAUUGGUUGUGUUUGGGUUGUAGUGGAUCUGCUGUAGCUGUUCUUAUGGUCCAAUUCUCUUUGGAUAUUAUGCACAAGCCCUCUGUACGACUGGUUAACCUCAGUCUCCGAGCAAAGCAACCCCUGCUGCCCCCAGUCUGGAGCACUGCUAGACAAUCCAGGUUUGUGAAAGAUGUCUGUGGCCCCCGCCCCCCGCCCUGGUGAGAACAGCACAUAGAAAGGAGGCGGUGUGAACGCUCAGGGAGGUGGACAGGGAAUGCCUGACGUGCAGCUCGACGGGCCAAUCUUUUUGACAAGGCACACUGAACUUUGCAGUUCCUGUUAUGGGAUUUUUUUUUUUUUUUUUCAAAGGAGAAUUGUCUGUUUUCCUUUUUAAAAUGGUUUGUUUUCAGCAUGUUUUCUAGUUGCAUAACUACCAACUAUUUUCUCACACAUGAUCAGCUAAGGUCUGCCACUUUCAAAGCACGAAAAGGUGAGCCUGAUGAUUGGCUCUGUGAUGCAUUUUACAAAAAAUAUUACGAGCAAUAUGCCUUGUGUUGCAAUUACGGGUCUCUACAUUGCAGUUAUCAGCCUUUCUUUUUUAAUUAACUAUUCAUCCAGUAUGUUUACACUUUGUACCGAGAAGUAAUAAUAAUCCCUUCAGUUUAUUUUUCCUCUUCACAUGUGCUGGUGUGGUUGCGAUAGAGACAGGAGAACAGAAAACAGUCAUCAAACACACUAGUACUUGGAUACAACUAUAAAAUACACUUAAAACUGUUAUGUCCUUUUCAGUGGCGGUUUUUGAUAUGGGCAGUUGCCCAGGGUAGCAUUUGACAAGGGGGCGCAAAAGCACUAGAUUUAAAAAAUAAUCAUAAUGCAAACGCACUGCAUUUUAUCCCAUCCCAGGAUGUCUGAUAAUUUCCUGUAUUUUAAUUGGAGGCGGCAGGCACCAGAAGGAGCCGCUGGCCCAAGAGUGUCAUGCAUGCAAGAACCGCCACUGGUCUUUUUCACCCUUUUUUAUUUUUAUUUUUAUUAUUUUCCACUUCGUGUGCUAUUCAGUCUGUGUGUAGUAUACAGUAACGAUAUGCUGUUCCUUCUGUCUCUAUGUUGUCUGUUUGUACAAAGCAAUAGUCUCUGUAUGUGUGUGUGUAUAUAUGUGUGUGUGUGUGUGUGUGUUUUGUUCUUAAAGUGUGUGACUAAAAUAAAAAAAAAACCCAGACAAGGCUUUAAUAAUUACAGAGGAACAGGGUUAUGUGGAUGAGGAGAUUUUUGCUUUACUUUUAGAGAAUUUAAAAAAGGAAAAAGGUUUGGAAAUGCUGAGCUAGAUCCAUCCAUAUUAAGUAUUGGUUGUUUUGUGUUUUUUCUUUUUUCUGUUUUUUUCCUCUUCUUUUUAAAGCAUAACGCCUUGAACAAUUCAGUGGUUUGCAAAAACUCUACGGGGGCAACAUAGACAGCAUUGUGACGGCUCCAAAAAAAUGCCUUUCCUGCUCUGUUGGUUGGGCUGGCUCAUACAGGAAUAAAUAAGUUUGUAUCUUAACAAAAUGUCAGAUUUUGGAGCCCUCCUUGACCCCAGAUUGUGAAAGCCGGCAUCGUGUCGUCGUGUUUGGAAGCUGCCAGCAUGUGCUGUAACCCAGAAUUAUGAAUCUGUCAUUGCAUUUUUAAUAAACUCAUUUUCCAAAGCACAUGUAAUAACGAUUUAAGAUUAAAAUUACGUUUAAGGACAAUAGUUUGAAAAGUUAAAAAAAAAAAAAAAAAAAAAAAAAAAAAGGACGCGAUCUUUAGCCAUAAUUGAAUGUCAAGCAAUAAUAUAUGUUGGUGUAUAAUUUCUCAUUCUUUGUGCAUCUGCAUGUAAAUACACCCUCUUAUUUAUCAUGAGUCUUUUUCUUCUUCUUUUUUUCAAUUUCUGUGGACGUCUCAUCUGUAUAUUUGACCAGUUCGGUUCCCAGCCUGUAUUACUGUGUGUGUUCUUUUCCUCAUUCUCUCCCCCAUUCUCAGCAGUUUUUAUUCAUCAUAUUUAAUAUUAUUAUUAUUAUUGUUAUUAUGGAUCACAUGUAUAAAGGUAGCUUUGUAACUUCUGUCUGUAUAGGUAAGAGGAAAAUACUGCUACUAAGGUCUACCCAGUGAAAAUAUUUAUCUGUUUAUCGAUUGCAUCAUAUUGUACGAUGAAGCUGUUUCUACUUUGCUUCCCUCCUUUAGGAUUAGUUUGAUAGAGAUAGGGGUGUGCUGACAUUUAUUUUGUGUUGCCCUAAUGUGUGGUGCUAGAUAAGUUAAUUUUAUGAACCAAGUAUUGAUUCUUAAGCCUGGCCACCCUAUUAGUUAAAUAAUUUCAUCGCCUAUUAAUGUAUUAUUGAUAUUAGGACUCAACAAAUUAUGAUUAUAAUAAAAACGAUAGUGAUAAAAGAGAAAAAAGAAAAAGUACCCGGACAGUACCUGUAUCAGUGUGCUGGGUCUGGGGUAAUGCACUUAUUUCCUUCUGGCUUAUAGCAAAACUAGAAUCUGCUCUUUUAAAGGCUAUUUAAGGUUGCUUUUAUGGAUUUUUGAGGACAAAUUCCUGUUAUUAAAACUGAAACAGCAGUAUUUUUUUUCCCGUUCGUUUUUCUUUUUUUUUUCCUGAUUGUAAGAACAACCACUUGCUGAGGCUGUAGUUCGUCAGGUUUUUUAAGACGUUAACUCUUUCACCUUGUGUGUUUGCAUCAUCCCCUUACUUGAUGUGGUAACAUGGUUCUGAGCCUCUGUAUGUUUCGACAGCCCUGAAACCGUGGUUUUAUUCAGACCAAUGGCGUGUUCUUUUCUUUUUUUAAUUGCACCACAUGAAGUGUUUUUUUGUUUGUUUUUUUUUUUAAAAACAAACAUGAAUGGAUUUCCCAUUUGAUGACAAAAUCGACCUUUUUCCUCUUCUCUGUAGCAAAUAUCACUAAGAAGAUGCUCGCAAUAAUAAGCAAAGUAUCACACUGAGUGCCUCUCGGUGUAACGAAAUGCAUACAUGGUUUUGAUUGUCCUUUUUUUUUUUUUUUUCCAAACGUCUACUGAUGUGACUGAGUAUUUUUCACACGAGAAAAUCUCACCCUCGCUUGCUUAAAAGAAAAUGUUCUCUUGGUUUUUUUUUUUUUUUGUUCAUGUGUCGCUCCGACAUCAGCUGGUGUGUUUGUGUUGGAAGGGGUUUUAAUGUACAGAUGUCAUCCCUCUCACCUCGUUUCAGAAACGGGGGAGUUUGUUUCCACGUUGAUCUCAAAUGAUCAAUAAAAGCUUGCGUAUAAGUUAUUACCCUAAAUGAUCACUUGCACAUUUUUUUUUUUUUGAUGACAAAAAAUAACCUGAUAUUUCUACAUUUUCUGUUUGUGAUGUAUUAUUUUUUAUUUUUUUUGUCACUGCAAACAGAACAUUUGCUAAUACAUUGUAUAUUCUGUAUUCGUACGUGUUUGUAAAACAAGCGUACUGCACAUCUGGUUCUUUUAAUGUCCUGUGUUCAUUGUGCGCUGAGUCUGUUUGGGGUAACUCCACACAUGAAGGUUGGGUGGAGCCCGGGAGGUUGAGGCUUUUAUUUCCCCUUGCAAAGCAGUGAAAGAAAAGAAAAAAA
Fundulus heteroclitus (mummichog) is the source of this 9871-nucleotide messenger RNA. RefSeq names its product RAR-related orphan receptor A, paralog a (gene roraa). Gene Ontology annotation, cellular component: nucleus. The transcript is spliced from 11 exons. Gene Ontology annotation, biological process: regulation of transcription by RNA polymerase II. Gene Ontology annotation, molecular function: RNA polymerase II cis-regulatory region sequence-specific DNA binding; zinc ion binding; nuclear receptor activity. The record is from RefSeq and is a predicted model, not a curated record. The coding region runs from base 227 to 1786 and encodes 519 amino acids. Lineage: Eukaryota; Metazoa; Chordata; Actinopteri; Cyprinodontiformes; Fundulidae.